UGCGGGACACCGGGACGGACCACGCGCCGCACAGUGCGGGGCGUGUCCCCAGGCAGCAUCACCUGUGUUUGCUGGAGCCGUCAGUGCCAGCCGGGCUGAGAUGGCGGCGAGCCGGGCGCUGAGUGCCCUGUGCCUCCCGGCCGCGUCCCGCCCGCCGCUCGUGGCCUGCGUCCGCAGCAACUCCAACCGUGCCGCCAUCUGCCACCUGCACCGGCAGCUCUACGGCCGCCGCUACCCCGUGCUGCUGGUCAGCACCGACGGCUCCACCGUGCGCCUCCGCUACGGCGAGCCCAAGAGGAUCCUCAUGCUGCCCCUGGACAGCAGCACCCUGCCUGAAGCCGAACGCAAGGCUCGUCUGCGCCGGCAGUUCGCCAGCAAGCCCAAGGCCAAGGAGGAGGAAGCCUUCGAGAGCAUCGACCUGGACACCUACAAGAAGUUCUGGAAGAAGUGAAGCGCUGAAAGCAGAAAUGUAGAAAUGGAUA
Molecule: messenger RNA, 482 nt
Organism: Cinclus cinclus
Lineage: Eukaryota; Metazoa; Chordata; Aves; Passeriformes; Cinclidae
Gene: MRPL55
Product: mitochondrial ribosomal protein L55
Exons: 4
Coding region: 101-451 (116 amino acids)
Biological process (GO): translation
Cellular component (GO): mitochondrial large ribosomal subunit
Molecular function (GO): structural constituent of ribosome
Source: RefSeq, a predicted model, not a curated record